AGGCAGAGCAGUGCGCACGCAUCGCUCAAUAACUUUAUUGUGGCACAUAUCCGGGAAAAUAAACCUGCCACGUGAUUUUUCAAUACGUUUUUUUCUUUCAUUUAGCGGUGAAUGAUAAAUAGGAUUUAGGAAUUCUUUGACAUUAAAUGGAAUUUUUCUGUAAUAUGUUGACUGUCAGUUGCACAUUUGAAUGCGUGAUUAAUGUUACCGAUAGAGCUGUUCGCUCUGUGAAUCUUUUCGAUGUUGGAAAGGUCAUCGGAGGAUAAGGGUAUGGAAGACUUCAGACGGGUCGCGUUCCGGAGGAAGUCCCGAACUUUUGACAAGUCGGACAUGGAGCCCAAGAAAUGGAGCCCAGUGAUUUCAGAAAAGAAAGGCAAGCCCAGCUGUUUCCAUUCCAAGAACACUGAUGAGGAGGCCUGUGUCGGGGUGAAGAUCGAACACGCUAAAGCUCUAAGCAGUAGCCCCAACAGUGCAAGGGUCAGUCGGACAGGUCUGUGUGGGAAGAGUCCAAGUGAGAAGAGCAGGGGGGGUGUCAAUGGAAGAAGUUCGGACAGCAGGCCCUCACUGCAGCCCAAACCACAAGUGCCUCCGAAGCCAGCCCACCUCCAGAGCCCGGUGACGAAGUCCGCCGCCCACCCGCUGGGGCGUGUGGAGAGAGCACUCCUCAGAGCCACCAUGGAGGAGAGAAGAGGAGGGGCGAUGAUGGCGAAGAGCCGGGAGAAACCCUCCAAAGUCUUGAACCUCAUCAACCACUUCGAGGAGAACAGCCAGUCAGAAACCAAGGAGGGCUCACCACUCAAGCAGCUCAGCAAGUCGCCCCUCUGCAGUCCGGCUCACCGGGUCAACCAGAGACAGUCAGAGUCCGAGCAGCAGGACAACAACUCGGUGGAUUCAGACUCUGUCCCGAGAACGCAGCGGGAUGCCCACAAACAGGCAACUAACGGGAUGCUAACCCAAAUGGACAGAGACGGGGACAGGGAGAGUGGGUCCCCCCAGGGGAAAGACACUGCCCUGGAGAAUGGGGACAUGGGGGACGGGAGCAUGGGCGUCACUCCCCUCCUUCACACACAAAGACCCAUACUGGGGAGGACAGUGGACUUACAGGAGGAGACCCCCAAUGUAAACAAAGGAAGCAAGGAGGAGGGCAUUGUGGAGGAGAAGGUACCGGAGACCAAUGAACAAAAGCUGUACAAGAUCGCUACUGAGCUCCUGAAGACAGAGAGGGCCUACGUCACGCGGCUCAACUUGCUGGACCAGGUGUUCUGUGCCAAGCUGACGGAGGAAGCUCUAAAGGGCACAUUCCCAGUGGACGUGGUGAAGAACAUCUUCUCCAACAUCUCCUCCAUCAACACCUUCCACAACCAGUUCCUCCUGCCUGACCUGGAGAAACGCAUGGGAGAAUGGGAGUCUACCCCUCGCUUAGGAGACAUCUUGCAGAAUCUCACACCCUUCCUGAAGAUGUACGCCGAGUAUGUGAAGAACUUUGACAAUGCAAUGGAGCUGCUGAAACAGUGGACGGACCGCUCGCCACAGUUCAAAGCCAUCAUCCAGGACAUACAGAGCCAGGAGGCAUGUGGCAGUCUGACGCUCCAACACCACAUGUUGGAGCCGGUACAGAGAGUUCCCCGCUACGAGAUGCUGCUCAAAGACUACCUGAAGAAACUGCCUCAGGACGACCCCGACCGCCGAGAUGCAGAGAAGUCAUUGGACAUCAUCGCCAUGGCAGCCACACACUCCAACAGUGCCAUUCGAAAAUCUGAUAAUCUGAAGAAGCUGCUGGAGAUCUAUGAGAUGCUGGGGGAGGAGGAGGACAUCGUCAACGCCUCCAAUGAGUUCAUCAAGGAGGGACACAUCCUGAAGCUGGCUGCCAGGAACACCUCGGCUAUGGAGAGAUACCUCUUCCUGUUCAACAACAUGCUGUUGUACUGCGUGCCCAAAUUCAGCCUGGGAGGGGCCAAGUACACGGUGCGCACCCGCAUCGGGAUCGAGGGCAUGAAGGUGCUGGAGACCAUCAACGAAGACUACCCUCACACCUUCCAGGUAUCUGGCAAGGAGAGGACUCUGGAGCUGCAAGCCAGCUCCGAACAAGACAAGGACAACUGGAUAAAGGCUUUCCAGGAAACCAUUGAGAUCUUCCAUCAGAAGAACGAGACGUUCAAGUCCGCCUCCAAAGACGUGGAGGAAGUGUCAACGGCAGAGCUGGGGAAACGUGCUCCUCGCUGGAUUCGGGACAAGGAGGUGACAAUGUGUAUGAAGUGUAAAGAGCCCUUCAAUGCGUUGACACGACGGAGACACCACUGUCGCGCCUGCGGAUAUGUUGUGUGUUGGAAGUGCUCAGACAAUAAAGUGGCCCUGGAGUACGACAGCAACAAGAUUAACAAGGUGUGUAAGGACUGCUACUCCAUCCUGACUGGAGAGGAGAAGGCCGAGGGCAAGAAGAAGGGCAUUCUGGAGAUCGAGGCGGCUCAGUUCUCCGGAAGCAGUAUCAUUUGUGGCUUCCUGCAGCACUGUGAGAAGAACAAGCCCUGGGGGAAGGUGUGGUGCGUCAUCCCAGAGAAGGAGGCAUUGGUUCUCUACCUCUACGGAGCCCCACAGGAUGUGAAGGCCCAGUCCUCUAUCCCUCUGCUGGGCUACUCUGUGGAGGACAGCCCCCGGCCUGCCGACCCUCCAGCCAGCUUCCGUCUGUCCCAGUCCAAGUCUGUCCACAGCUUCGUGGCCGAAAGCGAAGAGCUGAAACAGCGCUGGCUCAAGGUGAUCCGGGUGGCUGUGACUGGGGAGGUGCCAGAGUCCCAGAUGCCCAACGAUGCCACUGCCAACGCCACGGACACCCAAGAGACAAGCUCAGACAGCACCUAACUGUGUGGUGUGGCAUUUAACAGCUGAGGGCCACCAGAGACGUAUGUGCAUGUAUGCACACACACACACACACACUCCCAUGCUACCUUCAUGGACACACACAAGACAAAUGUGCAAACUCAGUGCUGGAUAAGCUGCCUCUCCUCCUCAUAGUGGAUUCUACAAAUCUUAAGCGAGGACUUGGCUUGGCUCCACCACCACCAGAGCUGUGCUGGAAUGGGAAGAACACAAUACAGUUUAAUCAUCACUAGAGCGGAGCAGGGGGAAAUGGACCUCAGAACAGUCUCUACUUCCCCCUGUUCAGGGCAACCUACCUGGGGUAUCUUGCACUCUGAGUACCCCAAGGUCCUUAGCCCAAAAUAGUAAAUAAGAUAGUUUACUCAAGCCGUUUAAAGGUUCCUGUCUGUCAUGCUCACGUCAGAGGGAACAGCUGGUUCUUGUCUACUUAUUGUCCACUCCCGCUCGCCCAACCAUGACCAGAAUAAAUGAGUCAGUGAGAUGUCUCGCCCUGUGUCACCACCUCCACGAAGCGGGGGGCAAUAAGUAGACCAGAGUGGCCCAAAUUAGGUAGUGGGGUGUCUCUACCGUCCCUGCUCAGCCCUCACUGGGGAGGCCUGCAGGCUUAACAGACCUCCUCCAGCUUCAUAGAUGUGGGUCUGCCGAUGUGAAUCAAGAGGGACUGGUUAGAACUACACUGUAUAUAGUGUUACUCCAUUUUCAUGUACAAAGAACCAAUGCUCUCAAUAUGUUUUGGUAAAGUUUGAACAGUGUUUUUGAUCGAAAAACCUGACAUACGAACAGCGGUUCAAAGUAAAGGGUCCUGUCCUAGGAUAGUAUCACAGGGAAAGUUCAGUCCUCACUUCUCCAAUCAGAUAGUUUCACAUCACAGUAGCCAGGAGCCAUGUUCUACUGGCAAGAAUAGAAUCCAUCUAACAGAGUUCCUCUUGUACCUGGGUCAAGGUCCCAGAAAGAUCUAUUAGUCAGAAUAGCAAUCGAGAGGAUCAUUCUAUACUUUUCAAUUGCUGUAAACCCAUAAACUAAUGGAAAAGAUGCAGAAGUACUCCCCCAUCCAGAACGAACAGGCUUCAAUCCAAACCCGCUGAGGGAUAGCCUUUCCAGCCAGGCAAUGCAUUAUGGGUACUCUGCUGCACCUGUCCCAACCUUCCUCACCUUGGAAUCCAGGAGAAUCCACAAACUUCUCCCAAGUCAGUGACCUCUAAAGCAACCACAUCAUUGGUCAGAGUACUGUGUAGAAAAGAGUCACAUUUUGCUACUGCUGUGAUUGACAAUUUGUCAGUCAUUAGAGCCUUUACUCUAAUCCUGUAGGCCUUUAGUAUGAAGACAGACACGCUGCCAUAUGGCAGCAUUGAGGAUGAGUGAAUGGUUGUACAGCUUUAAUGACCUAGCCCCACAGCCCCGUUGUAGACAUGUAUAAUAUACAUAGUGGGGUUCUUUGUAGCUUACCAACAGGGAUGACUAGACUACUAAGGACCCAGAUCUUGUCUUACAUAGGGACAUAGCAGCACAAUCAGAGUUAAACACAAUGACCAGGUGGGGAAAGACAUGUAUUUUUUUUUUAAACAUGUAUUUAAAAAGUAAUUCAUAGAAUAUGUGCAUGAUGGUUUAAGGAAAGUAGCACAAAAAAGUUAGCCCUCAAAUUGCCAUGUCAACUAACAGAUUCACCAAGGUGUUGUCCCUCAUUCAAAUUGAGUGUGACUAAUCUAGGACUGCAGAAUUAAGUGUUGAAUGGAAUAGGCUAAUGUGCCUAUAACCUGUGUUCAUACACGUUCUACUGUUCCAAUCCCCUGUACAGUGCACCUCUCCAAUACCAUUCUCUCCGUACUCACAGAAUGCAGAAGAGCACACCAAUCCUGUCUUAAGAUCUGAAUGUAAAACCAGAUUGUUUGUUCAAAUCUCCCAAUUCCCCCCUCCCCAAGGUUUGAGAAUCUACGCACUUUACCAUCUUAUAUAAAGUGUACCUUGUAAGAAAAUAAAACAAGAUUAAGUAUUA
This is a messenger RNA of Oncorhynchus kisutch (coho salmon), 4867 nucleotides long. It is a transcript of the gene fgd4a, whose product is annotated as FYVE, RhoGEF and PH domain containing 4a. NCBI's taxonomy places the organism in Eukaryota, Metazoa, Chordata, Actinopteri, Salmoniformes, Salmonidae. Gene Ontology annotation, cellular component: cytoplasm. The record is from RefSeq and is a predicted model, not a curated record. Gene Ontology annotation, molecular function: metal ion binding; guanyl-nucleotide exchange factor activity. Gene Ontology annotation, biological process: cytoskeleton organization; filopodium assembly. The coding region runs from base 241 to 2856 and encodes 871 amino acids. The transcript has 18 exons.